GCCAGCCACCUCACUCUCUCGUCCCAUGCAAGGAAGCUCAAGCUCCUCGUGCGUCCACCCCAGCUCGGCGGGGGCGCCGGCGCCGCCCGUCCCAGGAGCCGAUGCCCCGCCGGCGCGCCGCAUCGUGGUGGCUCACCGGCUCCCCCUCCGCGCGUCGCCGGACUCGGACUCGCCCUUCGGCUUCGCCUUCUCCCUCGACCCCGACGCGCUCUCGCUCCAGCUCUCGCGCGGCCUCCCCGCGCCCGUCACCUACAUCGGCACCCUGCCCGCCUCGGCCGAAUCCAAGAUCGUCCCCUCCGACGAACUCGACGGCUACCUCUUGGAGCACUUCUCCUGCCUCCCUGUGCACCUCGACGGCGACCACCACGCCGAGUUCUACCACGGCUUCUGCAAGCACUACCUGUGGCCCCUGCUCCACUACAUGCUACCGUUCACGCCGGCCGACGUCGUCGGGAGCCUGCGCUUCGACGCCGCCUCGUACAGGGCGUUCAUCGCGGCGAACAGGCAGUUCGCCGGCCGCGUGAUCCAGGUGAUCUCCUCGGACGCCGGCGACCUCGUCAUCGUCCACGACUACCACCUCUGGGCGCUCCCCACCUUCCUCCGCCGCAAGUGCCCGCGCGCCGGCGUCGGCUUCUUCCUCCACUCGCCGUUCCCCUCCGCCGAGAUCGUCCGCUCCGUCCCCGUCCGCAACGAGCUCCUCGGCGGGCUUCUCAACGCUGACCUCGUCGGGUUCCACACCUUGGACUACGCGCACCAGUUCCUGUCCUGCUGUUCGCGCCUCCUCGGCAUCUCAUCCAACACUUCCCUGAACGGCCACACGAACAUCAACUACCACGGCCGGACCGUGCUGGUCAAGAUCUUCUCCGUCGGCGUCGACAUGGGUCAGCUCCGGGCUGCGCUGGCCUCGCCGGAGGCCGCCGCCAAGGCCAAGGAGAUCGCCGAGGCGUACCGCGGCCGCGUCAUCAUGGUGGGCGACGACGACGUCGACCUCUUCAAGGGCGUGCGCCUGAAGCUCCUCGCCCUGGAGAAGAUGUUGGAGGCGCACAGGGACAUGGCCCGGCAGGUGGUGCUCGUGCAGAUCAACAACCCCGCGCGCAGCCGCGGCCGCGACGUCGACGCCGUCCGCGUCGAGACGCGGCGCAUCGAGCAGCGCAUCAACAAGCUGUUGAUACGCUUCGGGUCCGAGCUGAUCGUCGUCACCAUCGACGGGCCGGUGCCCAUGAGCGAGAAGGUGGCCUACUACGCCGCCGCCGACUGCUGCGUCGUCAGCCCCGUGCGCGACGGGCUCAACCGGAUCCCCUACUUCUACACGGUGUGCCGGGAGGAGGCCCCCGGCGCGCGGAAGAGCGGCGCCGUCGUGGUGUCCGAGUUCGCCGGCUGCUCGGCGUCGCUGGGCGGCGCGAUCCGCGUGAACCCGCGAAACCCGGAGGCCCUGGCCGACGCCAUGCGCGCCGCGGUCACCAUGGGCGCCGAGGAGAAGCGGGCGCGGCACCGGACCAACUACAGCUACCUGAGCGCGCACGACGUGGCCACCUGGGCGCGGUCGUUCGACGAGGCCCUGCGGCUCGCCUGCAGGGACCACGCGGCGAUGAUGUUCGUCGGCCUCGGGUUCGGGAUGAGCUACCGUGCCGUGGCGGUGGGGCCGAGCUCCCAGAGGCUCACGGCCGAGCGCGUCCGGCCGGCGUACCGCGGCGCGGCGCGCAGGCUGAUACUGCUGGGUUACGACUUCACUAUGGUGCCCGAGCUGAUGGAUGAGAGGAAGAGAGCUACGAGUGAUGGAGUGCUUCGCCUCCUCGAUGAGCUGUGCGCUGAUCCAAGGAACAUCGUCUUCCUCGUCAGCGGCCGCCGCAAGGAGCAGCUGGCGGCGUGGUUUGCUCCAUGCGAGAAGCUCGGAAUCUGCGCGGAGCAUGGCUACUUCACAAGGUAAAACAACAAACAAUUUGCAAUUUGCAGUCAGUUACUGAUGAUCAUCGGUCAAGCUUUGGGAUGCCUGCAUUGUCACAUCACUGAGUAGUAUCAC
Messenger RNA from Panicum virgatum (switchgrass), 2020 nucleotides. Its product is annotated as probable alpha,alpha-trehalose-phosphate synthase [UDP-forming] 11. NCBI's taxonomy places the organism in Eukaryota, Viridiplantae, Streptophyta, Magnoliopsida, Poales, Poaceae. Gene Ontology annotation, molecular function: catalytic activity. The transcript is spliced from 3 exons. Gene Ontology annotation, biological process: trehalose biosynthetic process. Gene Ontology annotation, cellular component: cytosol. The record is from RefSeq and is a predicted model, not a curated record. Bases 26 to 1927 code for a protein of 633 amino acids.